CGCGUUCCAGCUCAACACUGUCGUUCCCAUACUCCCUCUCGCUCGCAAAUUUCGAAAUUUGUGCGUUUCAAUCCUACCCUGUCCACCAAAUCUGCCAUGCCCACUUCGUAAAAUUCAAUCUUUUUGCUUCCGGAAAUCUCGAUUCUCUCGGCCCGUAUAUUCUUCUCCGUCGGGUUCCUCCUUGUUCGUUCUCGUCCCACCAAAUUCUCUGUCCGAUCGCACUCGGCUGGUGACAUGGUGGUCAAGAUGAGAAUCAUGCGGUGGCCGCCGUGGCCGCCGCUCUCCGCCGCGAAAUUCGAGGUGAUCGUCGCCGUUCAUCGGAUGGACGGUCUGGAUACUGCUCGAUUCGACGGCGAUGAAGAGGGCUGUGGUGAUCGGAGUCACCGGAGGCCGAGGAAGGGACCGGUGGUUGAGAUCAAGUGGAAGGGACAGAAGACGGUGGCUCUGAAACGCUCCGUCGCCCGGAAUUUCACCGGAGAAGGCGGUUGCGGAGGCGAUGGCGUCGUCGAGUGGAAUGAAGAGUUCACGAGGCUCUGUGAAUUUUCUGUCUACAAGGAAGGUUUGUUUCUGCCAUGGGAGGUCAUUCUCACCGUCUUCAAUGGGACUAGUCAAGUAUCAAAGGAUAAAGUUCCUAUCAUUGGAAAGGCAUCUCUGAAUAUUGCAGAAUUAUGUUCGCCUUUUCAAGAAGACGAUGUUCAAGUCAAACUCCCUCUCAAGAUCUCGGGCACGCCAUCUGGGCUGAGUCCCUGCCUUCAUAUUUCGCUUCGGUUUAUCCCUAAAGGAACAUCUCCUGAAAGACAAAGGUCUGUUCUCCCUGUUCUGUGGUCUCCUUCUUCAGUGGAGGCUCCAUCAAGUCAGAAACCCGAGUCUUCUGUAAAAGCAGGCCUGAGAAAGAUGAAAACUUUCAACCACUGCAUGUCAACCGGUUGGGGAGUGAAGAAAGAAAACGCGAGGGAUGGAACCAGUGACAGCGAAAGCAAAAGCAAAAGCAAAAGCCCCGACAGAAAUCUUUAUAGCGAGUCUAGUGAUCUCUUUACUACUGAUUCUUUGGAUGAUGAUGCUGAGGAUGACUCGGAAGAAAGCAGAGAGGAUGUGAGUGCUUUUGAUCCAGUUAGCUACAAGACAUUGCCGUAUGCCAAUUGGGCUAGAGGGUCGUUUCACUCCGGUAUAAACCCGGAAGACGAGGAUUUGAUUUACUACAGCCAUCGAAGGUCAGAAAACGGGCAUUCUCAUGACGAGAAUUCAACCGAUACAGCCGGCUCUGAGCAGUUGUCAUCUGGGCAACUGUCGAAGAAGAGAAUGUUAUCAUGGAAGAAGAGAAAACUUAGCUUCAGAUCACCCAAACGCAAAGGUGAACUUCUUCUCAAGAAGGAUUGUCGUGAAGAAGGUGGUGAUGAUAUCGACUUUGAUAGAAGACAACUAAACUCAUCCGAUGAGUCCAUCUCAGAGUGGUACAAAUCCAACGGUUCCAUAACAAAGCCGUCAUCUGAGUCUGAGUUUGGAGACGAAAACUUUGUUGUUGGAAGCUGGGAGACGAAAGGAAUCAUAAGCCGUGAUGGGAUGAUGAAACUCAUGGCUCGAGUGUUUUUUGCUUCGAUUGAUCAACGAAGUGAGAGGGCGGCUGGAGAGAGCGCGUGCACGGCCUUGGUUGCGGUCAUAGCACAUUGGUUGCAAUCCAACAAAGAUGUGAUGCCGACGAAGUCAGAAUUCGAUAGCCUCAUCAGAGAAGGGUCAUCCGAAUGGAGAAAUCUAUGCGAGAAUGAGGAGUACCGGGAACGUUUCCCGGAUAAACAUUUCGACCUCGACACUGUCCUCCAGGCCAAAAUUCGACCCAUCUGCGUAAUCCCAGAAAAAUCAUUCAUCGGGUUCUUCCAUCCCGAGAAAUCGGACGAAGAAGGAGAAGGAGAAGGAGAAGGAGAGGUGGGUCUAGACUUUCUUCAUGGUGUGAUGUCCUUCGACAGUAUCUGGGAAGAGAUAAUCAAGAAAGAGCAAGAUUCAACGACCGGAAACGAACCCGUCGUCUACAUAGUGAGCUGGAAUGACCAUUUCUUCAUCCUUCUCAUAGACAAGGACGCUUAUUACAUCAUUGACACCCUCGGGGAGAGGCUGUACGAGGGCUGCAACCAAGCUUACGUCUUGAAAUUCGACAAAGAGACAGAGAUACAGAGAUUACCAGACAAGGACAAGAACGCCAGCCCGUCAAACCAGAAACCCAUCUGCAAGAACAAGUCGGAAACCCCAGAGAAACCAGCAGAAUCAUCAUCAUCGUCAUCAUCUUCGGAGGAAACCGAGCAAAGGGAAAUCGUCUGCAGAGGUAAAGAAUCGUGCAGAGAGUACAUAAAGAGCUUCCUGGCCGCAAUACCGAUAAGGCAACUGAAAGCCGACAUGAAGAAGGGGCUGGUCUCGUCGUUUCACCACCGUCUACAGAUCGAGCUCCAUUACACAGGAAACCUCCACCAACCCAUGACUGAAUCUUCAGACAAAGUUGAAACAGAGACAGCGGAAGCAGGAACAGUGACAGAAGCCAUGUCUGAAGUUGCUGCUGCCGCUUCUGUACCUGUGGCCGUGGCUUGAAAAUGGCAAACUUAAAGUUGAGAUUUUUGUGGCUAAAAUCUUUCGAGAGAAUCUGUAUAGGUUCAAGAUGAAGGCGUUCUCUCGUGUGUGAUUUGAUUUUUUUUUUUUUGGCGUUUUGUGAUGUAACCUUUGUCGGUGGCUAAGCUGUUAAUAGUUUCCUUCUUUUGGUCCAAUGAUACGCAUAACAUAAGAAGAUCAGUAACUGCUC
Molecule: messenger RNA, 2782 nt
Organism: Tarenaya hassleriana
Lineage: Eukaryota; Viridiplantae; Streptophyta; Magnoliopsida; Brassicales; Cleomaceae
Exons: 4
Coding region: 235-2574 (779 amino acids)
Source: RefSeq, a predicted model, not a curated record